Messenger RNA from Eutrema salsugineum, 1075 nucleotides. Its product is annotated as gamma-secretase subunit APH1-like. Lineage: Eukaryota; Viridiplantae; Streptophyta; Magnoliopsida; Brassicales; Brassicaceae. The record is from RefSeq and is a predicted model, not a curated record. Gene Ontology annotation, cellular component: membrane; gamma-secretase complex; endoplasmic reticulum. The transcript is spliced from 6 exons. Gene Ontology annotation, molecular function: protein-macromolecule adaptor activity. Gene Ontology annotation, biological process: positive regulation of catalytic activity; protein processing. The coding region runs from base 144 to 896 and encodes 250 amino acids.
CCUUUCAGUGAUUUUCAAUUUAAAGAAGACAAAAAAAGACAAAAGGGAGAUUUUUUUUCCGCAAAAUCAUAAACCAUUUUGUCAAUUGAUUUGAUUUUACGGUCUACGACGUCUGGAUUUGAUCAUCUGAAAGUGUGAGAGGCAUGACGGUCGCGGCGGGGAUCGGCUACGCGCUGGUGGCUCUGGGACCGUCUCUUUCUCUCUUCGUCUCCGUCAUCUCCAGAAAGCCCUUUCUCAUCCUCACUGUUCUCUCCAGUACGUUGCUGUGGCUUGUGAGCCUGAUCAUCUUGUCGGGACUGUGGAGGCCUUUCCUUCCUCUCAAAGCCAAUGUCUGGUGGCCUUAUGCUUUGCUUGUUCUCUCCUCUGUUUGUUUCCAGGAAGGUCUUCGCUUUCUUUUCUGGAAGGUUUACAAGAGGCUUGAGGAUGUCUUGGAUUCCUUUGCGGACCGGAUCUCAAGGCCCCGCUUGUUUCUCACUGAUAAGCUGCAGAUUGCUCUAGCUGGUGGUCUAGGUCAUGGUGUGGCUCAUGCUGUCUUCUUUUGUUUGAGCCUCUUAACGCCGGCAUUUGGUCCGGCCACAUUCUAUGUCGAUAGAUGUUCAAAGGUGCCAUUUUUUCUCGUCUCUGCAAUCAUUGCUCUUGCAUUUGUCACGAUCCACACAUUCUCGAUGGUCAUUGCUUUCGAAGGAUAUGCAAAAGGGAACAAAGUAGAUCAAGGAAUAGUUCCAGUCAUACACCUUGCUGCUGGAAUGUUGACAUUGGUGAAUUUUGCAUCGGAAGGUUGUGUAAUCGGCGUUCCUCUUCUUUACCUUGUGGCAUCUGUGACUCUUUUGCACUGUGGAAAAAUGGUUUGGCAAAGGUUGAAAGAAAGCCGGAAUCAAAGCGACCCUUCUCGGUAAAAAAAUCUGGCGUCAGACUCUGACUCUUUAGGUUUUGUCUGUAAAAACUUCUUACACUUGAACGGUCUUUAGCAUCCUCUGAUCUCUCCUGACUUGGUUUUUUUCUGCUUUGCUUGCAUAGCUCAUUUGGUUUUAUCCCCUAAUUGCGUCGAAACUUAAAUGUCAUGUUUUUCCCUUGA